Molecule: messenger RNA, 1695 nt
Organism: Condylostylus longicornis
Lineage: Eukaryota; Metazoa; Arthropoda; Insecta; Diptera; Dolichopodidae
Product: myrosinase 1-like
Exons: 8
Coding region: 13-1527 (504 amino acids)
Biological process (GO): carbohydrate metabolic process
Molecular function (GO): beta-glucosidase activity
Source: RefSeq, a predicted model, not a curated record
GAUACCAUUAAAAUGGAAGGAAUUAAAAUAGAAAAAAUCUUUUUAUUAUUUCAAAUUUUCUGUAUUAUCAGUAACCGUGGCGGUAAUUCAUAUGCUGUUAUAGAAUCUGUAAAUGAAAGUAGAAAAUUUCCUGAUAAAUUUUUAUUUGGAACAUCAACUUCUGCUUAUCAGAUUGAAGGAGGUUGGAAUGAAGAUGGAAAAGGUCUCAGUAUUUGGGACACUUUUACACAUGAACAUCCAGAAAAAAUAGCAGAUAGAUCAAAUGCAGAUGUUGGACCCGAUUCAUACCAUCGAUUCGAUGAUGAUUUGAAAAUAAUCAAAGAAUUGGGGUCAGAUUUUUACCGAUUUUCAAUAUCAUGGCCAAGGGUUAUGCCAACAGGAGAUAUUUCUUCAUUGAAUAAGGCUGGUUUAAAAUAUUACGAUGAUGUUAUAAAUAAAUUACUAGAAAAUAAUAUUGAACCAAUGGUAACAAUGUUUCAUUAUGAUUUACCUCAAAAAUUAACUGAUAUAGGAGGUUUCACCAAUCCCCUAUUUUUAAAGUAUUUUGAAAAUUAUGCCGAACUUCUGUACAUUCAUUUCGGAGAUAGAGUAAAAUAUUGGAUAACUUUUAAUGAACCAUUUGAUUAUUGUCAUCCUGGUUAUGGUGAAGCAACUUAUCCUCCUUUAAUUGAAUCCGAUGGUAUUGCUAACUAUUUAUGUUUGGAUCAUACCAUAAAAGCUCAUGCAAUGGCCUAUCGGUUAUAUCGAAUGAAAUAUUAUGAGAAGUACGGUAAAAUAGGAAAAGUUGGUAUAACAAUAAGUAGUAGAUUUUAUUUUUCAAAAUCAAAUGAUGAGAGUAUAGUAGAUAGGGGAAUGCAAUUUAUGCUUGGCUGGCUUGCCCACCCAAUCUAUAGUAAAGCUGGAGGAUACCCUGAAGUUUUGAUUGAAGAAAUUGGACGGAAUAGUUUAGGUGAAGGCCGUGCCUGGUCCCGACUUCCAACAAUGUCCGAGGAUUGGAAAAAUUUAAUAAGAGGAUCCGCAGAUUUUCUAGGAUUGAAUUAUUAUACAUCAAGAUACAUUGAAUAUGUUGAGUCACCGAAAGGAAAAAGUCCGUCAUUAGAAAGAGAUGCAAGAAUAAAUGCUACAGUAGAUCCACAAUGGAAAAGAGCUAAAUCAACUUGGUUAUACAGUGUACCUCGCGGCUUAACAGGAUUACUAGGGUUUAUUAAAGAUCAGUACAGCAAUGUGGAAGUUAUGAUAACUGAAAACGGAUUUUCUGAUGACGGGCAAUUAAAUGAUGAUGAUCGAAUACAAUAUAUUAAAGAUCACCUUAAUGCUAUUUUAGAUGCUAUUGACCAAGGUUGUAACGUUACUGCAUACACAGUUUGGAGCUUAAUAGAUAACUUUGAAUGGGUUUAUGGAUACACAGAAAGAUUUGGACUUUAUUAUGUUAAUAUGUCAAGUCCAAAUAAAGAAAGGAUAGCCAAGAAAUCUGCCAAAUUUUAUACAGAUGUUAUUAAAAGUCACUCAGUAUCAUCAAACUUAUAAAAAAAAGGUUGGAGUUUAUUAGUCAUUAGAUAGGCAGAUAUCAAUCAACUUUCUAAAAUUGUUUUGAACUAUGUUUAAGAAUUUGUUGAGUUGCUUAAUUUUUCUGAUAAUUUCAAUUUGAGUUUAUUAAUAAACACUACUGUAAACAAAUAUAAAUUUUCUUAUACG